Panthera uncia (snow leopard) is the source of this 2694-nucleotide messenger RNA. RefSeq names its product death domain-containing membrane protein NRADD-like. Bases 1670 to 2407 code for a protein of 245 amino acids. NCBI's taxonomy places the organism in Eukaryota, Metazoa, Chordata, Mammalia, Carnivora, Felidae. The transcript is spliced from 4 exons. Gene Ontology annotation, molecular function: coreceptor activity; nerve growth factor binding; death receptor activity. The record is from RefSeq and is a predicted model, not a curated record. Gene Ontology annotation, cellular component: cell surface; plasma membrane. Gene Ontology annotation, biological process: Rho protein signal transduction.
CUCGUUCCCUCCGCGUGGCCUCCGUUUCUCCAGCCGCGCCGUUCCGGUCCCUGUGGGCCUCAGCCACCGUCUCUCCCCCGCGGAUGGCUCCCAGCUCUCAGCGCGCUCCCGCAACACCUCCGCACGUGUGCGCGUCCCUGCGCGGGGCGGGGCGGGGCUAAGGACGGCCACGCCUCCGCGCGCCCCCGCUCUCGGGCCUAGGCGGUUCCUCGGCUGGACCGCCCGCCUCGCGCCGGAGCUGGCCUCCCCAGGGUCUCCACGCAGCCGUCCUGGCUAGCCCAUGGUAGCCUGGCAGCGCGGAGCUCCGAGCCCCGCCAGCCCGAGUGGAUCCCGGGAGCCUCCGAGGGACGGCCGCUCCAGGUCAGGAGAGGGGUGGGGACAGAGCCCCGGUCUCCCUGGACCAGGAGAACCGAGGGCUACUUUUCUGUUCCUCCACCUCGAGGCCCGUGAUCCUGCGGAUGUCGCCCGUCGUGCCGGCGUCCGUGUGGGCAUGUGCGGGCGUAUUUUGUGGUCUGGAGAUGCGCGCGCGCGCGCGCGCGUGUGUGUGUGUGUGUGUGUGUGUGGAGGUGGGGAUUGGGGAGAAGCAGCUCCAGCCCCGCAGCAGCGCGGGGGGGGGGGGGGGGGGGGGGGGGAGGGCAGACACGGGCCUGGCUGUGGCUAGGCGCUCUAGUCACGGGCCCACCUGCCAACCAGGAUCCGGGAAGGGCCCCUUAUAUGGUAAGCGACCCAGUUGUACAAGCCCCACAUGUGGCAAGGGCCACCGCCUUCUCUAUCCCAGACCCACUUGCACACUGGGUGGGGAAGUGAGUUUGGAGACAAGGCCGGAUGUGGUGGUGGAUGUCGGGGAGUUAGAGGGCCUUCCCCCAGGUUUCUUGUCCAUGCCUUCCCGGCAACAUCCCUCCUCAGCCCAGAGGAGGCUUCUCUUACCCAGACCUUAGGAAGCGCGUCCCAGCAGGAUCCGCCCCGUGGUCUACAUGGGUCCUGGGACUGAGUAGUCCUGGCCUUGAGGUUUCUAGCCUCAAAGGCCUCUCAAUUCCCAGAUGAGCAAGGACAAGGGGGCCUCUGAGCCCAUAUACUCUGCCCUUGCUGAACCCACCAAGGAACCUUCCUGUCCAGUUUCUGAGCAGGAAGUGAGGGUUAGAUACCGAUCCUGGAGAAGUGGGGCCACAGUCGCGCCAGGGAGCCCUGUUUUAGAGACUUAGGGUGUGGGGUUCCCAGGCUCAUGCUGAGAAGUCUGGGGGAGAUUCCCACUAAGCAGGCCUCUGGUCUGGCUCUGGCUGAGGUGGGGAUGGGAGUCGCUCGUCCUCCAGUGCCAUCCCUGGACUCAGACCAGGGGGGUUGCUAAGGUCUUUGAGAUAGGGAAGUUUCCAGCCUGCUCUCCUCCAUUCUGAGCUGCCGGCUCCUCUAGCUUUGGCCAGCGGGGGCUUAGCUCUGUCAACCCCACCCCCACCUGACACCGGUGGAAACUGGUCCAGGCUGGUGAGUGGGGAAGUGGAGGGGGCGGUGGUAACCAGCCCUGGGGUGAAUCAGGAUGGAGUGAGCCAAGAGAGGGGGACAGAGUCUACCAGGGGACUCCUGACAUCAGGCCUGAGGAAUUUCUCCCGUCUCGCUACACAUAGCCCCUUUUGGACUCCGAGAAGUGUCCCAGCUCCUUUGCCUGAGUGUUGGAAUGACACUCCAACAUCUUCUCCAAGAGAUGCAGUCCAUGGGAGCACUGCUAGCCAGCAGAGCCAUGCUUCACAACUCCAGCCACAGGGAGGAUAAGACCUGGAGGGUACAGGGCAGGGACAGGGAAGAGGUAUGGGGAGGGGGAGCCCUGGCCCCCAAUACCUCCUCCCCAUUCCCUCCUGAGCCUCCAGGGGCCUCAGGCAGCAUUAUCCCUGUCUACUGUGCCCUCCUGGCCACUGUGGUCCUCGGUCUGCUCGCCUACGUGGCCUUCAAGUGCUGGCGCUCCCAUAAACAAAGACAGCAGUUGGCCAAAGCUCGGACUGCAGAGCUGGGGACCUUCGAUAGGGACCAGAGGCACGGAGACAGCAUUGUUUUCCUGGACAAUCCUAGCGGUCAGGAGCCCUGCGCCCCCAGUCAGGGGCCACAUCCUGAGCUUGGCUGCCGCCUCUACCUUCACCUCCCUCAGCAGCAGCAGGAGGAAGUGGAACGGCUCCUGGAAGUCUCAGGCGAACCUGACAAGGGCUGGCAGGGUCUGGCGGGCCGCCUGGGCUACCAGACUGAUGCUGUGGAGGUCAUGGCCCAGGACCAGGUGCCAGCCUACACCCUGCUGAGGGACUGGGCUGUCAAAGAAGGCAGCGGUGCCACUCUCGGGGUGUUAGAGGACGCCCUGGCUGCCAUGGGCCGCGAAGACGUGGUCCGGGUUCUGCGCCCCCCAGCUGAGGGCUGCUCUGUGGUGUGAGCGGUGCCGGCACAGCCCCGGCCGCUCAGGGAAUCUGCUUCGGUGCUUUUCCUUUCUUCGGCUUCCUGGCACUGGUGGCCUCAGCCUGCCUUGCUCUGGGGGAACAGAGAAGAUCCGGCCACCACUCAGCUCCCCUUGUCCGGCCUUCCUCCAGGACGGGGACCAGGAUGUGGGGGGGUCAGCAGUGAGGGGUGGUCCUGCCCUCCUCCCUGCCCCACCUCCCCUCACUUAGCCUCAACUGGUUUUUCUAUUUUUGUAUCUCGUAUUAAAGGCAACUUUGGACUACC